AUGACAAAACCAACUUUUUGUGGUCAAUUUUCCGAUGAUGGACAACGUUUUAUUAGUGCUUGUCAAGAUUAUUGUAUUCGUCUUUAUGAUACAUCAUCGUCACGAACAUUUAAUCGUCUAGCAGAAAUUGAAGUUGAUGAUGUUGGUUGGUCUAUAUUAGACACAGCUUUAUCACCAGAUCGAAAUAAUGUAGCUUAUUCAACAUGGUCACAUAGUAUUUAUUUGGUAAAAUUAAAUGAAAAUCAAUGUCAACCAAAUAUUAUACCAUUAUAUUUACAACCUCAUUCAAAUAAUUUUUCAAUAUUUUCUCUACAAUUUUCUGUUGAUGGUUCAGAAAUAAUUUGUGGUGCAAAUGAUACAUGUGUAUAUAUAUUUGAUCUUCAAAAACAAAAACGAACAUUACGUGUUUUAGCUCAUCAAAAUGAUGUUAAUACUGUUCGUUUUAUUGAUAAUUCAAAUUCUUUAGUUGUUAGUGGUUCUGAUGAUGGUCUUAUUUUAGUUUGGGAUCGACGAGCAUUAAAUGAAUCUCAACCUAAACCAGUUGGAAUAUUUGCUGGUCAUACAAGUGGUAUUACUUUUGUACAUAGUCGAAUGGAUUCAAGAUAUUUAAUAUCUAAUUGUAAAGAUCAAACUAUUAAAUUAUGGGAUAUGCGUCGUUUUGCUAAUAAUUCAACAAUACAGAAAAGUCGUACAAUGUCAAAUGCUAUUAAUCGCGUUUGGGAUUAUCGAGCUGGUGUACAACCACAAACACUUCAAAGACAUGAUAUACCAGGUGAUCCAAGUGUAUGUACAUAUCGUGGACAUUCUAUUGGUUAUACACUUAUACGUUGUUAUUUUUCACCAUCAUUUACAACAGGACAACGAUAUAUUAUUACUGGAUCAUCGGAUGGUUGUGUAUAUAUUUAUGACGUUCUUACCGGUGCUAUUGAAAGAUGUCUUCGUAUACGAAAUAAUCAAUAUGGUGGAGGAAGAGAUAAAUGUGUACGAGAUGUAGCUUGGCAUCCUUUUGAAAAUUAUAUUAUAUCAACAUCAUGGGACAAUCGUCGAGCUCAUGUACGUUGGACACAUAAAAUAGAUGCCUCUACAGAACCUAGUUUAUCACCUCCAGUGGAGACAAAAGUUGCUUCUGUACAAACUCCACCUUCACCUACAUCAACAAGUCGUCUAACAACAUUUCAAAGAUUAUUAAUUCAACCAUUUCUUAACAUUGAUUAUGAUAUGGAGAGUGAUACAGAUUCAGUUUCCGAUUAA
Rotaria sordida is the source of this 1251-nucleotide messenger RNA. NCBI's taxonomy places the organism in Eukaryota, Metazoa, Rotifera, Eurotatoria, Philodinida, Philodinidae. The record is from the annotation of a GenBank genome assembly.